Messenger RNA from Beta vulgaris subsp. vulgaris (sugar beet), 600 nucleotides. RefSeq lists its product as uncharacterized. NCBI's taxonomy places the organism in Eukaryota, Viridiplantae, Streptophyta, Magnoliopsida, Caryophyllales, Amaranthaceae. The record is from RefSeq and is a predicted model, not a curated record. Bases 1 to 600 code for a protein of 199 amino acids. The transcript has a single exon.
AUGGGUGACUUGGGCUUCUCUACACCUUUCGACGAGGGCAUCAUGGAGGCUCUCACCCCUCGAAAGGUUAAAGUUCCCCCUAUCAAUCAUUACGAUGGGACAACGGACCCUAUCGACCAUCUGGCAGCUUUCAAGGCGCAAAUGAGCGUUCAGACCAGCAGUGAGGCAGCCUGGUGCAAGUUCUUCCCGACUACUCUAAAGGGCUUGGCCUUAACCUGGUUCACCGAGCUUCCUUCCGGGAAUAUAUCGAGUUUCACUGCCCUUAAGAUAGCUUUCAAGCAGAACUUCAUUGCGGGAAGAAGACAUCGGAAGACCAGCAUCCACCUCAUGUCGAUCAGACAACGGAGGGAAGAAGACCUAGCUGACUACAUCAAGAGAUUCAACGAAGAGUCAAUCAAAGUUUCCGAUCUGCAAGACAGCGGCGCAUUCACCGCGGUCAUGUCUGGGUUAUAUCUCUCGAGUAGAUUCAAGCUAAAGCUCGCGGAGAGCGAGGCCUCGUCAUUCUCAGAAGCCAUGAACCUAGCUCAGAAGUUCAUUCAAGCCUCCGAUAUCUGUAAAACGCAUGAGGAGCCCAACUCCGGAAAGAGAAAGCACGAAUAG